Messenger RNA from Prunus avium (sweet cherry), 2485 nucleotides. Lineage: Eukaryota; Viridiplantae; Streptophyta; Magnoliopsida; Rosales; Rosaceae. The record is from RefSeq and is a predicted model, not a curated record.
UUUCUAGUUGUUUGGUGUGUUGUGAAUGCCAUAUAGUUGUUUUAUGGCUUUUGGUCCACUCACAUGCCCUGAACAUUGAUAGGGCCCUACACCAAAGGUGAAAAGUGCCCUUCUGCUUGUAAUUUGUUCAUCAGUCCCUGACACACCACCAUGAAUGGAAUGAGCACCCAUUGGCCACACCACUCUCCUCUUCUUGAGUAAAAAAAACACCAAAAAGAAGUAGAGGGGAAGAAGAAGAAGCAAGCAACCCAUUUACCCAAGACCCCAAAUGACCCAAUGUCUCUCUGGCCUCUGCUUCCAUUUCCAUAAACAAAUAUUUUAAAAAAUAGAGAAAAGCUCGGAUCUUUAACUGCGCCAUUGCAGUUGCACCACAACAGAUCUAAAAGCUCGAAUCUUUCUCUCACAUAUGACGUAAAGGUGAAAAAAAAUAUAACGACAAGGAAGAAAGAGAAGCUCUCGAUGACUUACUGUCUCCCUUUGCAUCUACUACACUCUCUCUCCGCAGCAUUAGAUCUCACUCUCUCUCACUCUGUCAGUGCAGACAAUUCGUUCACUUUGCUGAAGAAACAGAGGGAGAUGGUGCCUCUCGCAUUCAGGCUCUAGUCUAGACACAGAGGAAUUUGGGGACGAUGAUGAACAGGAAUGCGAGGGAAUCUCUGGUCGGAGGGAGGAAUAUUCCGUUCGGGUCGCAGCACCGGCGAGGUCUGAGCUUGAAUUUGACUAAAGACUCCGACGAGGGCAACUUGGAUCUCUUCUCGAAGAAUCGCCGGACUCUCUCUGUAACUUCCUCCGACGAGUCUUCCGAUGUUUCGGUGAAAUUGGGGAGGCUUUCAGUUGGAUCGGCCAAAGUGGGAAGGACUGGUAUUGAUGAUCUGCUGUCAUCUGCAGAGGGUGGAAAGCACGAUUAUGACUGGCUUCUCACUCCUCCUGAAACUCCACUUUUUCCUUCAUCAGAUGGAAGUGAAUCUCAACCAACCUUAGCUGCUUCACGAACCAGUUUAAGCAGAUCAGGUUCUACAGCUAAGCCUUCAAGGCUUUCAGUUUCACAAUCUGAGAGUAACCAUCCAUCAAGACCUGCUAGAAGCAGUUCAGUGACUCGCUCUUCAACUUCUACAUCACUAUAUAACAACUAUUCCUCAAACAGAAACCCCAAUAUCCUUAACACGAGCUCAGCUUCAGUCUCAUCUUACACUAGACCAUCCUCCCCCAUUACCCGCUCUCCAUCUACAGCAAGGCCUUCCACUCCAACCUCUCGUCCAUCACUGUCACGAUCCACAACUCCUUCUAGACCCCGUACAACUUCAACCAGCUCUUCCAUCGAGAAACCUCGAUCAGUGCAAAGCUCGAGGCCCUCAACUCCUAGUAGUACCAGGCCACAAAUUCCUGCAAACUUGAAUUCACUUGCUUCUCGACCAAACUCUCGUCCAUCUACUCCCACACGUCGGAGUUCAUUGCCUUCCUUGUCUCCAGCAUCAAGUCCCUCACCUUCAGCAGGUCGUGUUCUAUCAAAUGGGCGCAGUUCAGCACCCUCAUCCAGACCAAGCUCCCCUAGUCCACGUAUCCGCCCCCCACCACAGCCAGUUGUUCCCCCUGAUUUUCCUCUUGACCCACCGCCAAACCUUAGAACAACUUUACCAGACAGGCCAAUUUCUGCUGGAAGGUCCCGGCCUGGUGCUGUUGUCUCAAUGAAGGGGAAGCCAGAACCCCCCGUUGCCUUGGUUGUGCCAAGAAGACAGUCAUCACCCAUUGCCUCAAGGGGAAGACUGACAGAGCCCCCUGGAAGGGGCCGUGUACAUCCCACUGGACACCUUCCUGAUGUUCCUGAGCCUCGGAAGGCUACACUUAUCCCUGAUCUGGGCAUGAGGAAGCCUGUGAAGACUUCCACAACAACAGCUACAGACAGCACUGGGUUUGGGAGGAACAUCUCGAAGAAAUCUCUCGAUAUGGCUAUCCGACAUAUGGAUAUAAGAAAUGGAACAGGGAAUGGUCGCCAACUUUCAGGCAGCACCCUCUUCCCUCAGAGCAUCCGAUCAUCAUCCACUCCCAAGCCCCAGUCCGUUCGCGGGUUAAGUGUGCCAGCAUCUGCCCGCACUAACGGAAGCCUGCAAACAGGCAGUAAUGGAGUCAUUUCAGAGAAUGGAAACAUUAUGAACCGGCCUGUGGAAAAUGGAAGUGAAGCAGACAGUGGAAGAUACUCUGCAAAGCUGAGUGAAGUGGACGUCUAUGAAAGCUCUCGUUAUGAUGCGAUAUUGCUCAAAGAAGACUUGAAGAGCACAAACUGGCUGCACAGUUUGGAUGAUAAACUUGAUCAAGGACCCAUCUUUGAUACUGGAUUUGAGCAUCUGCCUGAACCUUUCGGGCUCUUAUAACACCCGAGUAAGCGUGUGUAAUUUUUUUCUUUCUUCUUCUUUUAAGUUAUAUGGUUUCUUAAUAUGGAUGAAUCACUUAAAACAGAAGAAUGAAGAGCCAGUACUUGCCUGUGAAA